Messenger RNA from Pantherophis guttatus, 5043 nucleotides. RefSeq names its product RAB37, member RAS oncogene family (gene RAB37). Lineage: Eukaryota; Metazoa; Chordata; Lepidosauria; Squamata; Colubridae. The record is from RefSeq and is a predicted model, not a curated record. Gene Ontology annotation, molecular function: GTP binding; GTPase activity.
CCCUCUCUCUCUUUCCGCAGUUUACCUCGGAUGCUGUGCUAUUAGUGCUGCAGAUCGGUGCUAUAUGUAUGAACGGUGCUGGAAGGGUUACGAUGCGUUCGGACUUUGCGGGCCCGCUGCUUUGACCCUUCGAAUCUUGACACGGGAGCUAACCUUGGUGCUGAAAGCGCUCCGGGCUCUGCGAUCUUUCGAACCUUACCAAAGCUACGGGGCUACUAGUUUCUUUAGCCCUUUGCGAUCUUGCCUCCCAACCCACCCGCCGAAUUUGUUUUUAACCUUUGUUUCAUUUUCACUUUUUCCUUUCCCGGAUUAGGAGGGAAAUGUAGCAGGCUCGAGCUGUACUUGCUUGCUGCAUUGAGGUUUGGCCCGGAGCCGUUUGCUUUUAGCACUGACGCAAGAAAAUUCAUCUAAAAAAAAAAAAAAAAAGAGGAAUGGAGACUUACUGGGGAUAUCAGAGUGGGGCUGGAUGCCCUUAUGCCUACUCGGAGCUGGGUGCCAAUGAGUUUGGUAUCCAAAAUACCAGUUACUAUAAUGAAGAUAUACUGCAUAAGACCAUCCUGGUGGGAGACAGCGGAGUGGGGAAGACGUCACUGUUGGUCCAGUUUGACCAGGGCAAAUUCAUCCCCGGCUCUUUCUCUGCGACUGUCGGCAUUGGAUUUACCGUGAUGCUGCUUGGAGAUUCAGGUGUGGGGAAGACCUGCUUCCUCGUCCAGUUCAAAGAUGGAGCCUUCCUCUCUGGGACCUUCAUAGCUACUGUCGGGAUAGACUUCCGGAAUAAAGUGGUAACAGUGGAUGAUGUAAAAGUGAAACUGCAGAUUUGGGACACAGCCGGUCAGGAAAGGUUCCGGAGUGUAACACACGCAUAUUAUCGUGAUGCACAAGCUCUCCUCCUCCUUUAUGAUAUCACCAACAAAGUCUCCUUUGACAGUAUUCGGGCUUGGCUCACAGAAAUCCAUGAAUAUGCCCAAAAGGAUGUGGUUAUCAUGCUUCUGGGUAAUAAGGCUGACAUGAGCAGUGAGCGAGUUAUCAGAACAGAAGAUGGGGAAUCCUUAGCCAGGGAAUACGGAGUGCCUUUCAUGGAGACCAGUGCCAAGACUGGUAUGAAUGUGGAACUGGCAUUUCUGGCCAUUGCAAAAGAGCUCAAGCAGCGAGCUGUGAAGCAGCUGGAUGAGCCCAGGUUCCAAAUCCAUGACUACAUUGAGUCAGAGAAGAGACGGUCCAACUGCUGUACUUUUCUCUAAAAGGAAGAAGAUGCUAAGGCAGAGUCUGAAUGACCUACUGCUAAAGAGGAGCAGAGUGCCACCCAGGAGAUGCAGGGAAGGAAGGAAAGAAAUUGGGGGGGGGGUUCACUCCAAAGACAUUACUUUUUAGAGAAUUCUUUUAGAGACUGUACAUAAGAAGUAUAUGUCUGUUGUUGGUUGCCAUGUGUGGAUGUGAAGGAAGAGUUAAGAACUUUGCACAUGUGAAAGUAUGCAAAGGCAAUCAGGUUUUAUAGUAUUACUCAGGCCUACCAUUCACUGGUAAGAGGAAAGGUAUGGCCCACACCAAAGCAAAUCAAGCUUUCUCUUAACUCUCACAGCCCUGCUUUUUGCCUUGAAAAAAAAGGGGGGGGAUGGUUGAGCGGGAGCUACACGGAAGGUCUCUCUCUUUCAAAGGCCAUGGGAGAUCUUUGGAUAAAAUUAAAAAAAAGGUUAAUUAAGAGUAUUGCCCUAAAAAGCCCCAGUUUGUAUGAAUACCGAAACCAGCAGGAAUAUUGAGUAAAGUAAAAGUAGACAGAUUUCCUUUGACCUUUUGGCCUUUCCUGCUUCCCACACCCAAAGAUCCUGCCGAGAGGGUUGCUUUGCUUCUCCUCCCUUCCUCCCUCGGCCCAAGGAAGGGACUCCGGGAUCUAAGUGUGUCUUUUGUCCUGGCUGGAACAUCAAGAAAAUGCUGCUGGCUGGAGUUAGGUGGGGGAGAGAGAGAGAGACCACUAUAUUUUUAUGACCCUAAACAAAAGGAAGUGUUAAAGUGGAUUUGUUUGUUUUGAUGGUGCAACGAAAGACCAUUUGGGGAAAAAAGAAGAGUCAGCAGGCUGGUGUAACAGGCUAGAAAACUCUAGCAUCUGUUGUUCAGCUAGACAAAGCUGCUUCUGAGUUUGUUUCCUCAGAAAACAACCAGGAUAUAUAUGCAUAACAUGAAGUGGUUGCUCCUCUUGAGUUUUUUGGUUCCUUCUUACAAGCACAUCUUGGGAUUCUUCAGAACAAGUGAAUCUUUUUAUAAUGAUCAAGCACUCAAUCCCAAACAUUCUGGAAGGGGGAAAUUUAUGUUUGAACUAAGCUUGUUUCUGUCACGUGACCAUGUUUUUAUAAGCACAGGUCAUUUGGAACGGGCUGGGUGUUUCGCCAUCAUUCCAGUACACCCAAUCACAUACAUUCAGACCGACAGAUGCCAUCCAGGGAAAACUGUGUGCAUUGGCAGCCUAUAAAUAUACAUAUAUAUGAAGCAUGUAGCCCCCAGAUGAGAAGACAGUAACAUUGGGUUGCAGUAGGAUUUCUCUAUAGUGAGUUGGUUCCGGAUGGCAUUCAGUGAUCCUUCUGUCCUUUUUACUCUGCUGCAUCUCUUUCCAUUGGGUUGGUUGGUUAUUGCCAGUUGUUCCAACAGCUGCUCAACCAGGAUAAUCUUAAACCAGAUUAGUUUGCAGACUUCUUUCCAGGAAGGAGGAGAAUGGGGAGCCCUUCCUCCAGCCAGUGAGGCAGAGAGGGAUAACUGAUAAACUGGUCGACUGCAUUUGGAUAUGAGGGAGACAGAGGGGAAAUGAUUGGUUGGGUGAGGCUGGGGCCCAGGAACAGUCUGUGAUGGGUCAGGAAUGCUUUGGUAUUAGACUGCGACAGCACAGAGAAAUAUCCAAGAUCAAAUGCCAGGUUUUGUCUACCUGUGUUCAGAUACACCACACAGUGCAAUGCAUUUUUGACUUGAAUUUUCCGUACAAAUUUAACUUGUCAUCUAGCUCACGGAUGCCUUUCCCCUCUCCCGCUUCUGGAAGUAAGCAACUAGUGGAUUGUAUCUAGAUCAGAGUUCCCCAACCUUUUCGACUUUGCAGACUAGUGGGAGUAGGAAGAGGGGAUGGUUCCAUGUGAGCGGUGGACAAGUGGACAGCUCCAUUUGCACAAGUGCUGGGCACACAUGCAAAUAGCAAUAGCAUUUACUUAUAUACCGCUUUGCGCACAUGCUCACUCACUGUUCACGCAAAUGGGGAUGUGUGUGCACAUAGGUAUGCUCACCUGCAACUUCCGUGACCCGGUUCCUAACGGCUCAAGGCCCAGAGGUGGGCCAUGGUCCAGGGGUUGGGGAACCCCUCGUCUAGGUUGAUUGAGCUUUGCUGAUCUAGCACAGCACAGUGGCCUUUUGUUUCUUUUUAAACCUCCUUUUAAGUUUUUUUCUUUUUCCUUUCUAAAGUUCCAAAAUGUGACGUCAUUCUUACUGAUUGUCCCCAACACAAUGUAUCCCCCCCUCCCAUUUCCUGGUUUCUUUAAUCCGCGUGGGUUAGGCAGGAGCUAUCUGUAGCCAGCCAUGCUCCUUAUAUGUUAUGCGAGGCAGGUGCAGCAGCAGUGUGGCAAGAAAUGGAAGCCUUAUCUGUAAAAGAGAGCUCUUCCUAGCAAAGCCCACAUAUUUGUUGCCCUGGCAGCAUGCACAGUUCCCCUGAAAAACAGCAGCAAGAGUGCCAGGAUUUAAGAGGGAGGUGGAUUCUAGCAAAACGGAGCAUAGUUUCAUAUUGCCUGCACCUUUCCUGGGCGUCUAAUGCUGGGCUCCGGCAAAUGUAUGAUUUUUGUGAAUCUGUGUACAAGUUUAAGUACCUCGAGAUCAAAAAAAGGAAUACUGUUACAGGGAAAAGAAUAUCAUCAUCAUCAUCCUUUCUUGGAUCUGCUCAUCCUUUUUUCUCUGAUCGGAAAUUCAGCUCUCUUUUUUUAAUGCCUGUGGGAAGGCACAAGUGCUUUUUCAGCUGUUUCCAUGUUAAAAUGGGCGUUGUCUUACCUGAACGCCCUUUCUGCUAAGCAGUGGAGCCAGCGACCUGUGCAGUUGUGACCCCAAUACAUCUAGGCUGUAUAGCAGAAGUAGACAACCCUUUGGGUCCAUCACACAUUUGGAAUUUUGGUUCAUGUUUCUUUUAAGAAUGGGCUGCCCUGCGAAGAUCCCCUGUUCACAAAAUCAUUGAGCUGAUCUACGCCUUUGCAGGCUUGAAAGUAUUGCAGCAAAUAAACGCUAUGUUUGAAGCUGGCACAUUGCUUUGCAACAUGUCAAUUUUAUUUCUUCUUUAAAAAAUUUUUUUUAAAAAGCAUCUACCAAAUGUACUCCAACUCAGUCUACUCCCUGCUCCAAUUCAAAGAAUCUCAGGUAACAUUGUUGGGUUAAGGCUGCUGCCUAAAACCUUGGAGAAACUCUUACAGAAUAGUAAGGAAUGGUAUUAGACUGGCACUUUCAUUCCUGCACUAUAUGUUUUCUGAAAAUUGGAUAAUAUAUUUUGAAAUAAGCCUUAUCCACUGCUUUGGCCUUAAUUUGAGAAUAAUAAAAAGGAAUACUAGAAAGAAAUACGAUUACAUGGUUCAGAACUACCUACAACUACCUUGUAACUAGCUAUGUUAAUCAUUAUCUGAAUGGGUGAUAAAUGGGUGUUGUUUGGGUGUCAAAUAAGAUUGUGUGGCCAUACAUUGGAACAGGAGAGUCAAUGUGAGCUCCCUCGUUUGCUUUUGUCGUUAUGUUUCCUUUCUGCAUUUUUUGUAUAACAAAUCUUUCUGCCUGACUCACCAGGCAUUAGAGGGAUCAAUUUUCCAAAGAAUUAAAAGGGGACACAAGGAAUGUAGAAUAGAGCAUUUGGUUGCACAACAGAUUGUUGAUUAAAAAAAAAAGGUUGAUCUGCAUUUUGAUGUGUUUGAUUUUGUUGUGAAACUACUCUGGGGAAGCCUGUUUUUGAAGGGCAGCAUACAAAUAAAUGAUAGAUGAUUGUAUGUAGCUUUAUACUCCUAAUAUCCCCUAUAAAAUAAAGAAAAUUGCUUCUUACUUUAAAAA